Messenger RNA from Fusarium graminearum PH-1, 909 nucleotides. RefSeq lists its product as uncharacterized. The record is from RefSeq and is a predicted model, not a curated record. The transcript is spliced from 4 exons. NCBI's taxonomy places the organism in Eukaryota, Fungi, Ascomycota, Sordariomycetes, Hypocreales, Nectriaceae. The coding region runs from base 1 to 909 and encodes 302 amino acids.
AUGCAACUCCCAAUACUUUCCUCUGCCCCGGAUAAAGCCAUGGCUUUAUACGCAACGGGUUUCAACGCAUGGAACCAGCUUAAUUUUGAAUCCUCGCCAACGGACCGAGAGCCCGAUGAUUUGUUCGCUUUUGCAAAGGCCCUGACAGACAAGACUAUUGGUUACAUUGUUCCAAAGAUAAACUUUACCGCAGGCAAGUACUAUGUCCGGAUUACGCAAAAUAAUACAUGGUUUUUUGCCGGAUCACAUCUAGGCAACCUUCUCUAUCGCGAAGCCAACACUUGCUUGUUCGACUCACCAAAUGCCGAAUCAGGAGACGGAAAAGUCUUGAAUGGCCAAGGCUCAUCUAUUGUUCAGUACACAUCCUUAGCUGCAUGGAAGGCUAACAAGUGUACUGAAACCUGGCCUUGCGAGUCUCCAGUCCGCCAAAUAGAAGCUUACGAUACCGGUUUCGUUAUACUUCUCGAGAAUGGGACUGUUCUUGGCUGUGGUGAUACUCGAUUUCGAGACUGCCUUGGUCGCGAAGUUGACGAGUCAAGUCCUGCCCACGUACCCAACGCUGUAGAAGAUCUUAAUGAUCUCGGCGAAUCCAUCAAGAAGGUAUCCGCGGGAGGAUAUACCAUUGGAGCCCUAACAGAGAGCGGCGGAAUAUACCUCUGGGGCAUGAAACCACCCGGUUCGCAAAGUCGACAUGCCGCAUUCACUGAUCUUGGUCCCAUACCAAGCUACGUCGAAGUCGAUGGAGACAAAGAUGUGCAAGACUUUGCAAUUGGAGAGUCGCAUGCGAUCGCCCUGACUACUGACGGUUGCAUUUAUGUGAUAGGGGACAACACUAAUGGUCAAAUUGGUCUUGGCGAAUCCGUGAGGAGGUGGUGGCUGUUGAAGCUGGUCCAAGGGCAUCUUUUAUAA